Cercocebus atys (sooty mangabey) is the source of this 1278-nucleotide messenger RNA. It is a transcript of the gene LRP2BP, whose product is annotated as LRP2 binding protein. The transcript is spliced from 9 exons. The record is from RefSeq and is a predicted model, not a curated record. Gene Ontology annotation, molecular function: protein binding. Bases 108 to 1154 code for a protein of 348 amino acids. NCBI's taxonomy places the organism in Eukaryota, Metazoa, Chordata, Mammalia, Primates, Cercopithecidae.
AUCCAGCAACAGCAUUUCCCGCCUAAGGCAGAUGACAAGAGUCCUUGGAAGCGCAGAGCGGUGGGACGCUCGCCGCACCGCGGCAGAAUACACACUGUGGAAAAAGGAUGAAGUUGACCAGUGAAAAGUUGCCCAAGAACCCCUUUUAUGCCUCCAUAUCUCAAUAUGCUGCUAAAAACCAAAAAUCCUUCCAAUGGAAAAAGGAAAAGACUGAUCAUUACAGCCAUGCUAAUUUGGUGGAUAAGGCAUUGCAGCUCUUGAAGAAAAGAAUACUGAAAGGAGACACUCUGGCAUAUUUCCUGAGAGGUCAACUAUAUUUUGAAGAGGGAUGGUAUGAAGAAGCAUUAGAACAGUUUGAAGAAAUCGAGGAGAAAGACCAUCAAGCAACUUACCAGCUAGGAGUGAUGUACUAUGAUGGGCUGGGGACCAUUCUAAAUUCUGAGAAAGGGGUGGACUAUAUGAAGAAAAUUCUUGAUUCUCCAUGUCCCAAAGCAAGACACUUAAAAUUUGCAGCUGCUUACAACCUCGGAAGAGCUUAUUAUGAAGGAAAAGGUGUUAAACGAUCAAAUGAGGAAGCCGAAAGACUGUGGCUUUUCGCAGCAGACAAUGGAAAUCCCAAAGCUAGUGUGAAGGCUCAAAGUAUGCUCGGGCUGUAUUACUCAACCAAGGAGCCCAAGGAGUUAGAAAAGGCAUUUUACUGGCAUUCAGAAGCAUGUGGCAAUGGAAAUCUGGAGUCCCAGGGUGCACUUGGGCUCAUGUACUUGUACGGACAAGGCAUCCGGCAGGAUACGGAGGCUGCCCUGCAUUGCUUAAGAGAAGCAGCAGAACGCGGAAACGUCUAUGCUCAAGGGAAUCUCGUGGAGUAUUACUAUAAGAUGAAAUUUUUUACAAAGUGUGUUGCAUUUUCUAAAAGGAUUGCUGACUAUGAUGAGGUGCACGACAUCCCGAUGAUUGCCCAGGUCACAGACUGUCUCCCGGAGUUCAUCAGCAGAGGCAUGGCAAUGGCAUCCUUCUACCACGCAAGGUGUCUCCAGCUCGGCUUGGGCAUCACCAGGGACGAAGCAACGGCUAAGCACUAUUAUUCUAAAGCUUGUCGUCUGAACCCUGCACUGGCAGAUGAACUUCACUCCUUACUUAUUCGUCAAAGAAUUUAGACCACAAUGUAUUUCAACAAAGAUCAUCCAUGCUAACACCGCACAAUGUGUGUAUCUUUAUAGUAGCUAUGACUGGUUAUUUUGCACAUCGCAAAUUACACUAUCCUGGGUAUUUUACAGGUAA